Dibothriocephalus latus is the source of this 396-nucleotide messenger RNA. Lineage: Eukaryota; Metazoa; Platyhelminthes; Cestoda; Diphyllobothriidea; Diphyllobothriidae. The record is from the annotation of a GenBank genome assembly.
AUGGGGGAAAAUUGUCAACUACGAGCCGGGAGACGGCAACAAUGGACAUGGCUCGAAUACGUAAUCUCCUUCCUGCCCUAUGUUGUUCCUUUUGUGAUGUAUCCUUUCAUAACGCCAAUCCUUCAUUCCAAAACAGGCCAAACUCAUGCAAUGGGUGAGGUGGAUCGUGGCGACACGGUGACUGACUUCUUAGAGGAGGAGCGUGAACGCGGGAUCAGCAUUAUGAGCGCAACUGCAUGUUUUCCCUGGCAACGGCACUCCGUCCACCUCAUAGACACUCCGGGUCAUGUGGACUUCACGUUGGAAGUGGAGCGCAGCUUGGCCGUAGUGGACAGUGCUCUGACUAUCAUUGACGCCUGUAAGGGUGUCGAAACACAGACACGUACUGUCUGGUAA